This is a messenger RNA of Ziziphus jujuba (common jujube), 1845 nucleotides long. Its product is annotated as ankyrin repeat-containing protein NPR4. The record is from RefSeq and is a predicted model, not a curated record. The transcript is spliced from 4 exons. Lineage: Eukaryota; Viridiplantae; Streptophyta; Magnoliopsida; Rosales; Rhamnaceae. Gene Ontology annotation, molecular function: protein phosphatase regulator activity; protein phosphatase 1 binding. Gene Ontology annotation, cellular component: plasma membrane. The coding region runs from base 2 to 1729 and encodes 575 amino acids.
GAUGCAAGGAGAAAUUGAUCCCAAUCAACAAGUAACACCACACAACAACACUAUUCUUCACAUCGCUGUUAGAUUCAAUCAAAAGGGUAUUACAGAAGGUGUUCUUCGCUUAUGUCCACGGCUACUUGGCAAAACCAAUGCUAAUGGGGACAGUCCUUUACAUAUAGCAGCGAAAAUUGGGAACCAAGAAAUUGUUCAGCUUCUCAUCGGUGAUUUUAUAGACGUUGAAAUCCGGCGAGCUGCUCUAAGAACGAAAAACUUGAAGGAGGAAGACACAGCCUUGCAUGUUGCAGUUAAAAACGGUCACUUUGGCGUAGUACAGCUACUUACGCAAAACGAUCGGGAGUUGUUGAAUUUGGUGAAUAAGGCUAAUGAAUCUCCACUUUUUCUUGCCGUGGAGGGAAGUUUUCUCGAUAUUGCACGGCAUAUUUUAACUUUUGGGGAAGCUUCAUGCCAUGGCUUCAAUGGCAUGAAUGCUUUGCAUACAGCCGUGGUUCGAGCACAUCAUGCGGGCAUGCUUGAAUGUCAGGCAUCUGAGUUAUCUCUGGAAAGAAUUCGGCGCAUGCUAAGUAACUUUUAUUUAUAUGCUGGAGAUCAAUGUAUUAAUACACUACAUAAUCAGACUCACCAGCAAACAUAUAUAGAUAUUAUGGGCUUAUUGCUUCAAAGAGAAGGGCUUGCAACCCAACAAGAUCAACUUUUUGGGUGGACUCCUCUUCAUUGUGCAGCACAUGUGGGGAAUCAAGAAGCAACUAGACUUCUACUUCAGCGUUUCCCCACUCGUAUUGCAUAUCUACGGGACAACCAAGGCAUGUCUGCUUUACACAUUGCUGCUAAACAAGGCCAUGUCAAUGUAAUGGAAGAAAUUAUUGAUCGUAAUCCAGAUGCUUGCGAAUCCAUUGACAACAGAGGAUGGAAUCCUCUUCAUGUUGCCAUUGCAAAUGCAAAGCUUAAUGUUGUCAGGUUCAUACUGAACGAGCCAAGGCUUGAUAGCCUCAUCAAUGCAGCCGAUAACGAAGGUAAUACGCCUCUGCAUCUGGCUGCUGGAAGGGACAGAUACAGCAUCAUAACCAUCCUUGUGAAUGACAGUAGAGUGAACAAGAAGGCUCAAAAUCUCAUCUACCAAAUGCCGAUUGACUUUAUUCUAAAUAAUCCAAAUCUUGGAGAGCUUGACAAGUCUAAGAUUGUAAGGAAGUUAGAUAAACAGGGCGGCCGAGCAAGUCUGCGAUCACUUGUCAAUCGGAUAAAUAGUCAUGAGAUAAGAACUAAUACAGAAGUUGGUCACGAGAAUAAUGAAACCAGAAGUCAUGGGCUGAAGAAUAUAUUCAACAUUCAUUUACUGGUGGCAAGUCUUAUAGCGACGGUGACUUUUACAGCAGGGUUUGCAAUGCCCGGAGGGUAUGAACAAGAUCUAUCAUCCACAAAGGGCAUGGCAAUGUUAUCUAACAAGACAUCUUUCAAGGUGUUUGUAAUAGCAGAUUCAAUAGCUUUCUACUGCUCCUCUGUCUCAGUGUUCAUACAAUUCUGGGGUUGCUUGGAGCAUAACUAUCAUUUGCUUUUACGUUUUACAAGAGUUGCGGCAACUCUCACUUAUAUUUCUAGCCUUGGGAUGGCACUGGCUUUUACUUCAGCCAUCCAUGCAGUUAUACCUCAUUCCACAAUGCUAGCAUAUUAUACGAUUGUAUCAGGUGUCUGCUGUGCGUUGGCCUAUAUCUUUGGGUUUUUGUAGAUGUGAAACCAUCACAUAUUUUCAAUAUGAUAAACUUAUUUAAAUAGAGGUAGUCAAUUAUAAUGUAUAUUGUAUAACCAUAAAUAAAUUAUAAUUUCCAUUUCCACUUUGGUAUU